Messenger RNA from Durio zibethinus, 623 nucleotides. RefSeq lists its product as uncharacterized. Lineage: Eukaryota; Viridiplantae; Streptophyta; Magnoliopsida; Malvales; Malvaceae. Gene Ontology annotation, biological process: protein import into mitochondrial matrix; protein insertion into mitochondrial inner membrane. The record is from RefSeq and is a predicted model, not a curated record. Gene Ontology annotation, cellular component: TIM23 mitochondrial import inner membrane translocase complex.
UAUAAACCUACAAAAUACUUUGAAAAAAAUUCGGCUGAACUCAAACGUAAAAAAACAAAACCAACGAAGAACAAGGAAGACGUAAUACCACCGACAUGGCAAGAGACAGUUGCUUGGCUCGCGUCACCACCGGGGUCGCCGUCGGAGGAGCUGUUGGCGGCGCCGUUGGUUCUGUAUAUGGGACUUACGAGGCCAUUAGGUAUAAGGUCCCUGGACUUCUGAAGAUUCGAUAUAUCGGGCAAACCACUCUCAGUAGCGCAGCAAUUUUCGGUCUUUUUCUGGGUGCUGGUAGUUUGAUUCAUUGUGGAAAGUCAUACUAAACCAUUCUUUGGUUGUUGAGAUUGUAUUUUCAGGAAGCUGCUAGCUUAGAUAAAAGGUGUAUAACGUUUAUAAGCCUUUGGCUUUGUUUUUGAGUUUCUCUCUUGCCUUGGGGUGAGUGAAAAUUUGAAAAUAUGACUUCAAUUUGGCAUAAAAUUUUUUGCUUUCCUUCUCUGUUUCUCUAGUGAAAGCAAAACAUUACAGAACAUGCUCUAUUCUGCUUUUUGUUUUUCUUUAAUUCUUAAUGUACUAUUAAGGUCAUGUUUGGUGUAUAAGAUAAUGAAGAGAAUAAGAUAAUAAUCAUU